Messenger RNA from Caenorhabditis auriculariae, 507 nucleotides. NCBI's taxonomy places the organism in Eukaryota, Metazoa, Nematoda, Chromadorea, Rhabditida, Rhabditidae. The record is from the annotation of a GenBank genome assembly.
AUGCUGUCCAAGUUUGUGACUAUCGGCCUCUUCGCCUUGGCUUUGGCACAGGAGGAGACGGCGACUCCGAAGAGCGAGAAACGGCGCCAAUACGUGGCGCCAGCCGUCCCAGUGGCGCCCGUCGUGCCGGUGGCGCCAGUCGGUCAGUGUCCUGGCGGACCUUCGCUGCCGAUCGAGUGCGACCCGAAGCGACCAUGGCCUCAGUGCCCACCCCAAUCCUACUGCUACGCCACCAACUCGGUCGACAUCGGACCUUAUUUCUGCUGCCCGAUCUGGUCGACCUACGGCGCCGCCUGGCGUCCGGCCACUCCAUUCUACAACUACGUGCCUCCAGUCCCAUCCAACUGGCCUGAGGUCAUGAAAAUGACCGCCAACUGGCCCGCCGCUGCUAUCGGCCUCCCGGUCAAGGCCCGCAAGCAAGCCGAACAGACGACCGACGGCGAAGACGAGAAACGCGUCGAGAUCGGCUCCUCCAUCGACGCCUGGGUUCAGCGACAAAAGUUGUAA